AUGAAUUUGAAAGUUCUCUUUUUUUUUCUUUUUCUUAAUUUAAUGAUAAAGCAAAAUUAUUCAGAGGCGAAAUUAAUUAAAUUUAAAGUACCCACACCUUUUCAAUUGUACAUUGUGCAUUCGAACAUAUUGAAGGGGGGUAAUAAAUAUUUUUAUGUAAUAAAAAAAGAACAUAUAUCAAAAAAUAAAUUUAAUAUAAGAGAAAAUAAUGAUGAUGGAAACAUUGAACCAUUUAAAAAUAGGUCAUUAAAUAGUAAUAUAUUUCGAAAUAAAUACAAUUAUAUUCCAUCAAUGGAUGAAGUGAAGGAAGAUAUAGAAAAUUUUAAGAGAGACCAUUCUUUUUAUUUUACAGAACAUAGUAUACUUGAACUAAUAAACAUAGAAAAUAAUAUCAUAGUAUUAAAUAUUGAAGGAAAAUUUUUUGAAGAUAUUAAUGUAGUAUUUGCAGAAGUUACAAAAUAUUUAUUGAACAAACAUUUGGGUAUUUUAGGUGUUCAUCCGUAUAACAUAAAAGCGCUUAACAUAAAACAAAGUGAAACUUAA
Plasmodium malariae is the source of this 543-nucleotide messenger RNA. Its product is annotated as conserved Plasmodium protein, unknown function. Lineage: Eukaryota; Apicomplexa; Aconoidasida; Haemosporida; Plasmodiidae. The transcript has a single exon. The coding region runs from base 1 to 543 and encodes 180 amino acids. The record is from RefSeq and is a predicted model, not a curated record.